Molecule: messenger RNA, 1079 nt
Organism: Myotis daubentonii (Daubenton's bat)
Lineage: Eukaryota; Metazoa; Chordata; Mammalia; Chiroptera; Vespertilionidae
Gene: ZNF510
Product: zinc finger protein 510
Exons: 4
Coding region: 3-1079 (358 amino acids)
Biological process (GO): negative regulation of transcription by RNA polymerase II; regulation of cytokine production; regulation of immune system process
Cellular component (GO): nucleoplasm
Molecular function (GO): RNA polymerase II cis-regulatory region sequence-specific DNA binding; DNA-binding transcription repressor activity, RNA polymerase II-specific
Source: RefSeq, a predicted model, not a curated record
GUAUGCAGGCAUCAGUGUCAUUCAGGGACGUGACUGUGGAGUUCACCCAGGAGGAGUGGCAGCACAUGGGUCCUAUUCAAAGGACGCUGUACAGAGAUGUGACGCUGGAGAACUACAGCAACCUCGUUGCAGUGGGGAACUGCCAUUUCAAACCAGAGGUCAUCUUCAAGUUGGAGCAAGGAGAAGAUCCUUGGUUCUUAGAGGAAGAAUUCUCAAACCAGGGCCACCACGUGUUAGAACAUUACAGAAAUGAUGACCUGAUCAAGAGGAACAAGAAAAUAAAAGACAAACACUUGCAGCAAAUAACACUGAUCAAUAAUAAGCCUUUGACUAGAAAAGAAGAGGAAAUUUUGGGGAAACCAUUUAAUCUACACAUAGCUCCUGUUUCUUCAACAAAAAUGCCCUGUAAAUAUGUCUCAUGGGGAGUGAAUUUGCAAAAUAUUUCUCAUUAUGUCAUUAAUAGAACCUAUUCAACAACAAAAACGGGUUGCUGUAGUGUCUGUGAAAAUGUGCCUUUCAAAAUUAACUUUGAGAGAACUCAUACUGGAGAUAAAUUUUUUGAAUGUAAUAAAAAUGGGAAAGCCCUCAUUUAUAAAGAAAAUUUUCUUGAGCAUCAAAAGUGUCAAAUUUUGGAGCAAGGUUCUGAAUAUAAUUCUGAAAAAUUCCAUGAUGAGGCUGACUUUGUUACACACAAGAGUAUUCACACAGGAGAAAAGUCCUGUAAAGAUGAUGGAUAUAGCAAAAAUCGUGAUAAGAUAAAACUCUUUGAUCAAAAAAGCACUGGAACAGAAGAUAAAUACUCUAAUCUUAAACAGUGUGGGAAAUCCUUCUGUGACAAGUCAGCUGUCAUGGAACACCAUAAAGUUAACAUGGCUGUGAAACACUAUGUAUAUAAUGCCAGUGAGAAUAAUUUCAACAGGAAGUAUCAUCUCGCUCAGUCUCAGAGAAUUGCCACAGAAGAGAAUGCAUUGGUAUAUAAUGACAAAACACAAACUGGGGAUAAAUCCUUUGAAUAUCAUGAAAAUAGAAAAUCCUACCUGAUGUCAGCCCACAAGCAAAAGGAGGCCCCUUGCGGGUGA